Messenger RNA from Medicago truncatula (barrel medic), 1378 nucleotides. Its product is annotated as B3 domain-containing protein At2g36080. Lineage: Eukaryota; Viridiplantae; Streptophyta; Magnoliopsida; Fabales; Fabaceae. Gene Ontology annotation, molecular function: DNA-binding transcription factor activity; DNA binding. The record is from RefSeq and is a predicted model, not a curated record. The coding region runs from base 148 to 1056 and encodes 302 amino acids. The transcript is spliced from 2 exons.
UAAAUAAAUAUAUCCUCCUUCUUCACGUUGUAGUAGUAACGUAACACACAACCUUCAACCACUCACGUACUACUACAAACAAAGAAACCACUUCUCUCUCUUUCUCUCAAAAGUCCUCAAAUUUUGUUUAAGAAAUAGAGAGUAAAAAUGUCGGUAAACCACACAAUACAAGAAACAACAUCACUAUGGUGGAAUCAACAACAACAAAGAACUCAACAAGAUGCAGAAGAAGCUGAAAUAGAAGAUGAUGUGGUUUUAGAAUCAAUAAUGAAACUAAAAACAACAGAAGCAUCAUCAGAAGAAGAAGAAGAAGAGAAAGAAGCGAUGUUUGAGAAACCAUUAACACCAAGCGAUGUAGGGAAGUUGAACCGACUCGUUAUUCCAAAACAACAUGCUGAGAGAUAUUUCCCACUAGACUCAGAAGAAAUCAAAGGCUUGUUACUGAGUUUCGAGGAUGAGUCAGGUAAGUGUUGGAGGUUCCGGUAUUCGUAUUGGAAUAGUAGUCAAAGCUAUGUUCUUACAAAAGGUUGGAGUCGUUAUGUUAAAGAUAAACGUCUUGAUGCUGGUGAUGUUGUUUUGUUUCAAAGACACCGUAUACAUCCUCAAAGGUUGUUUAUCUCAUGGAGGCGCCGCCAUGGUAGUAACUCUACUCCACCGGCUCAUGUUAGCAGAUCCAUCUCUAGUAGUAGUACUCACGGCAAUGUUCCUAUGGGGUGGUCCAGAGAACUCUAUCCUGCGCAUCCUUAUCCUACUCAUCAUCAUCCCUUGUCAUACCAUGCAGGUGAAGGGUCCCAAAGUCAGAACACAGCCACACCUUGUGGAAAUAGUUCGAGUACUUCCAGGGUGCUGAGGCUGUUUGGAGUGAACAUGGAAUGCCAACCUGAUAAUAAUAUUAAUAUUAACAAUAUUAAUGAUUCUCAAACUUUGUCACAAGAUUGCUCUUAUAAUAACAUGUCAUCAACACAAGGCACAGCUAUCCCACAAUUCUACCACCACCUCCACCGUCAACCUCCUUCAAAUCCUCACCAUCACAUGCUACGUCAACAACCAUAUUAGAUUCAAUCAAUUUCUAUAAGACUAGUCAAGACAUGCUCCCUCUCCUAACUAGAUUCUCUCUCUUUUUCUUUUCUCUAAGCUUUAGGGUUAAGGUAUCCCUUUAAUUAAUUUUAAUUAUUAUAACUAAUGACUAUGUCAUUGACAUGAUCAACUGAUCCAUGAAAGGAACCUUUCUCAAUUUAUUAGUAUAUUUAGUUUCACGUUGAAGAUUGUAGAGGAUCUUUCUUGUCUUAAAUUCAGGAGAUGCAUGUAAAUGGAAAUAGCUUGUUUAUUUCUUUCAUAAGAUUUUCUUGUUCCCUAUCAAUCAAGCAAAUAUUAAUUA